AUGCUCACUCCACUCCUCUUCACUUUCAUCCUCUUCCUCAUCUAUCACCUCUACAAGACUAUAUCCUCCCCCCUCUCUUCCCUCCCCGGGCCCAUCCUCACCCGCCUCACUCGGCUCUGGUACUUCCACCGCGUCCGCAACGGCCAUUUCGAGCAGGAUAAUAUAUCCCUCCACAAACAAUAUGGACCCAUCGUCCGCGUCGCCCCAAACAUGUACAGCGUGGCGGAUCUAUCGUCCAUCAAAACGAUCUACGGGAUGGGGUCGAAAUUCCCCAAAUCGGACUGGUACGAGGUGUGGAAACAUCCUGAUCCGGAUCGGUGGGCUUUGUUUCCGGAUCGGGAUGUGAGGAGACAUGCUGAAACGAGAAAACGGUUCACGAACCUCUUCUCGAUGAGUUCGGUUGUGCAUUAUGAGUCUUUUGUCGAUGAUUGCGCGGAUAUCUUCAUUCAGCGGGUAAAGGAGCACGCUGAUACAGCUUUGUCGCUGGAUAUGGGGCAUUGGUUUCAGUGUUAUGCGUUUGAUGUUAUUGGGAACAUUACAUUCGGGGAACGAUUCGGCUUCCUCGAUCGAGGCGAGGAUAUACAAGGGACUAUUGCCGCGCUGAGAAAAGUAGUCAGAUACGGCACGCUCAUCGGCAUCUAUCCACGGCUGCAUCCGUGGUUAUUCGGGAUAUUGAGUCGAUUCAGCUGGUCUGGUGCCGGGGGAAGGCUGUAUAUCAUGCAGUUUGUGCAGAGGAUGAUAGCGAAACACGGACAGAGCGAGAAGCAGCAUUUCCUAGGGAAGAUGGUGAAAGCCAAAGAGGAGAAUCCGGACAAGGUAACCGAUUACCAUCUAUUCAUCAUGUGUCAGUCGAAUAUCGUCGCUGGGUCGGAUACAACUGCUGUUACGCUAUCUGCGAUUGUGUAUCAUUUGUGUCGGUGUCCAGAUGUGUUGAGCAGACUGAAAAGAGAGAUUGACGAGUAUACUGUGAAAGGAAAGUGCAGUGAAAAGGUGACAUUCAAAGAAAGCCAGGACAUGCCGUAUCUCCAGGCCGUCAUUAAAGAAGCUCUACGCAUCCACAGCGCAAAUGGACUGCCGCUAUGGCGAGAAGUGCCAGAGGGAAUGGAAAUCAGCGGUCGAUUCUUCCCAGCUGGAACUGUCGUUGGGGUCAAUGUCUGGGUGGCGCAUUAUAACGAAGAUGUCUUUGAGGAUGCAGCAUCAUUCAGGCCAGAACGAUGGAUUGAAGCUGGACCGGAUAAGUUGAAGGCGAUGAAUGAGAUGUUCAUGCCGUUUGGUCUCGGAUCACGAACAUGUCUUGGGAGGCAUAUUUCCAUUCUGGAAAUAUCGAAACUGGUUCCCAGACUGCUGAGAGAGUUCGACUUUACUCUUCUACGAGAGAACUGGACGACGGAGAAUCUGUGGUUUGUCAAACCGACUGAUUUGGACGUGUUGGUGAGAAAGAUAGUAUAG
Aspergillus wentii DTO 134E9 is the source of this 1449-nucleotide messenger RNA. RefSeq names its product cytochrome P450. Lineage: Eukaryota; Fungi; Ascomycota; Eurotiomycetes; Eurotiales; Aspergillaceae. Gene Ontology annotation, molecular function: heme binding; monooxygenase activity; oxidoreductase activity, acting on paired donors, with incorporation or reduction of molecular oxygen. The record is from RefSeq and is a predicted model, not a curated record. The coding region runs from base 1 to 1449 and encodes 482 amino acids. The transcript is spliced from 3 exons.